Messenger RNA from Prunus mume (Japanese apricot), 1847 nucleotides. Lineage: Eukaryota; Viridiplantae; Streptophyta; Magnoliopsida; Rosales; Rosaceae. The record is from RefSeq and is a predicted model, not a curated record.
GUCCCAUAAUCAAGAAGAAAAUGCUGUCCCUUCGUACCCAAACCUUUUCUUCUUAGACUCCCCUUCCUUUCUACAUAUAUAUCCACUCCCACACAUACACAGAAAAGCCCUCAAGCAAAGAAAAUGAGCUCCCUCUUGAACAAGAUGAUGAUCACUUCACUCCUUCCGCUCACCCCCUACCUCCUCUCCCUUCUCCUCUUCCUCCUCCUCCUCGAACAAAUAUCUUACCUCACCAAAAAACGCACCGCGCCGGGCCCACCCGUCGUCCUCCCAUUCCUCGGCAACGCAAUCUUACUGGUCCGCAACCCGACCUGCUUCUGGGACCGCCAAUCCGCUCUAGCCAAGUCAUCCCCACUCGGCUUCUCCUCUAACUACGUCAUCGGAAAAUUCAUCCUCUUCAUCCGAGACACCCAUCUCUCCCACAAAAUAUUCGCCAACGUCCGCCCCGACGCCUUCGCCCUCGUAGGCCACCCCUUCGGCAAGAAGCUCUUCGGCGACCACAACCUCAUUUACAUGACCGGCCAAGAACACAAGGACCUACGACGUCGUAUCGCCCCCAACUUCACCCCUAAGGCCCUCUCAACCUACACCGCCUUGCAGCAGAUCAUCAUCCUCCACCACUUGCAAAACUGGCUCCGACUCUCCUCACAGGCCCUACCCGACCCGAUCACCCUCCGGUUUCUCGUCCGCGACAUGAACCUCGAGACUUCUCAGACCGUCUUCCGAAACGCGAGGCUAGCCGUGAGACGCCUGGUCGAAACGCUCUCCGUUUGCGCCGAACGGAGCAAGGCCAGAAUGGAGAUUGCAAAUUCCGAGCCUACUUGUCUCAUCGACUUCUGGAUGCACGAAACGGUUCAGGAGCUCCGAAAUGCAGCUCAGGCCAGUUCCCCCGAACCGGCAGUCGUCAGCGAAGUCGAGAUCGGGGCGCACCUCUUCGACUUCCUCUUCGCGGCUCAGGACGCUUCCACGUCUUCGUUACUGUGGGCGGUGAGUCUGCUCGACUCGCACCCUGAGGUUUUGGAGAAGGUCCGGGAAGAGGUAGCUGGAAUUUGGUCUCCGGAGUCGGACAGUCUGAUCACGGGGGAGCAGCUCUCGCGAAUGAAGUACACGCACGCAGUGGGGCGUGAGGUCGUGAGGUACAGAGCUCCGGCGACUAUGGUCCCGCACAUUGCCGCGGUUGACUUUCCGUUGACCGAGACGUACACGAUCCCGAAGGGCACCAUUGUGUUCCCUUCGGCUUACGAGUCAUGCUUUCAGGGAUUCAGUGAUCCGGAGAGCUUCGACCCGGACCGGUUUUCCGACGAGAGGCAGGAGGACCGGAUUUACAAGAGGAAUUACUUGGCGUUCGGGGCCGGGGCCCACCAGUGUGUGGGCCAGAGGUACGCUUUGAAUCAUCUCGUCCUCUUCAUCGCCAUGUUCUGUACGUUGAUCAAUUUCAAGAGGCACAGGACGGACGGCUGCGAUGACAUCGAGUUUGUCCCCACCAUCUGCCCCAAAGACGAUUGCAAGGUUUUCUUGUCCCAACGGUGCACACGAUUCCCUUCCCUGUAAUUACCUUGAUUGAAAAGUCGAAAGUACCCUCGUUGUCGUUGCUUCAUUUUAAUAUUUUUUUGGAGAUGUCGAUUGUGGGGGUGCAUAGAUCUUAGAUGAGAAGAGAUGGAGGGCCACACUAGUACUGUUGGGAUACUUGAGGAAUUUAUCAAGAAGAUAAUCCCUUUUAAUGUUAUUUUAUGGGUGUUUUUCUGGUUAUGAAUUGUGAUUGGCUGGCUUGGCUGCCCAUGCAGAUGCAAGUGUGAUAGUUGGCAAGUUGUGCAGGAAGACAAGUUUAACAAGGACUUUUAAUUAAA